This is a messenger RNA of Seminavis robusta, 1539 nucleotides long. NCBI's taxonomy places the organism in Eukaryota, Bacillariophyta, Bacillariophyceae, Naviculales, Naviculaceae. The record is from the annotation of a GenBank genome assembly.
AUGAAUGUGGGUCCCUCGUAUACGGCGCAAGUGGCGAACCUGUGGGAUCCGCUCGAGUUAUUCCCCAACAACUUGGAAGCUCCCGAUCGCGAUCUGGCCUUGAAGUUCUUGUACUCGAGUUUGUUGGAAAUGAAGCGCAAGGUUUUCUUUGGCUUUUUCUUGGACGACGGUGUCUUGACAACUUACGACGAGGGAGGCUUGGGCGCCAAUUAUCGAGAACCUGGAUUUUCGGGGUGCGACCCCUUUUUACCCUACCAACAAUAUCCAUUACAACACGUGCGUCGAUCGAUUUUUAUUAACCUUGAUGGUAACAACAUUGUGUGGUGCCAAAACUACACCAUCCGUACGGUACAGCCCAAUCAAACCCUGGGAUGCAUUCCACGGUCGUAUUCUUGUAUACGACCCAACGAUGGACAACUCACGCAAACAGACACCUUUGCGGAUGGAUCACCCGUCGACCGCGUCAUUAGUGGACCCUACGCACAAUGCGGUGGUGGCCAAGUAGUGUUUUGCAACACCACUCACACUGGAGUCUACCGCAGCCGCAACUACGAUCACCGGUAUCGUGCCUUUUACCGGCAAGCCCGACAACUACAGAAACCACUGUUUCAGAUCCAUACACCUUUUUCUCGGAUGGAAACAUUGGGACCACCUCUUCCAGGCCCUUGUACCAAUACCACAAGAUGGCCGAUAUGGAAACAAACGACACUGCCUUUUCCGCUAAAAUUUUCAAGGGAGUCAUCGUGGUCGAUUAUCAGUUGCAGGAAAUUUCCACACCCUCGUCGAGAUUGCCGCCAAUCUCGAACAAACCGUUGUUAUUGCCAUUUACGAGAACAACAAAUGCACCUUGCAAAGGAUGACCGUGUCACAAAUGGGAGAAGAAACGCUACUCGACAAUAUCAUCCAAAACGCUCAUUUAUCCUUGCAAGAGGCGGGGUUCCCGGACGACGAGAUUGUCAUUGUCAAAAACUACGACAACGACAAACAAGCAAUGCCCAUGAUGAAGCAGGAGCCGCCUAUGCCGCACAGUCGAUACCCUUUAUAAGCCCCAACGAAAAUCUAGAGUGGAGAAUCGUUGUAGCAAGUCCCAUUGAACAAUCCACCACCGAUACCAUUACUCCAGGAAGUGUCGCAUUUGCACUCGUAUGCGCUCUGGGAAUCAUUGGAUGUGCCGUUUGCCUGGCGGCAAGAUUUCGCAGGGAUUCCAUCUCCCAGUCCAAGUCCAUCCUGUUCACUCUACCCAUCAUUGUGACACAAUUCACCAUACUCAUGAUUUUUACCUUUGUCGAUCCAUCGCGCCCCACGGAAACCCUGGAGCUGACGGCCAGCGAGCCCGUCCAGCACAUUACUUUUCAAAGGGGCACGCCAGCGUUUUUCAUCACGUCCUUGAUCUUUACGGGGGAGAUUGGUGUUCGCUGGCCAAUCAGACCCGCAACGUCGAUGCCGAUAUCGGGGAAGCUAUACAGCUCAUUAUUCAAAUGUACAACAUUGCGUUCACCGGUGCCCUCCUCGUCUGUAUUUCCCAACUGGUCGACAUGA